AUGAAGAAAACUUACUCUCCCUCCUGCAAUUCACCAACCAUCAAUGCCAAUACCUUCUCAGCUACAGAUCGAUUCACGGUGACUGGAUUAGAGGGGCCAGUUUUGGCUCCAUUUGGUACAGUGCUUGAGCUCAGUUGUCAGUUGUCUCCACCACAAAAUGCUCAGCACAUGGAGAUCCGCUGGUUCAGGACCCACUAUACACAGCCUAUUCACCUAUACGAUGAUGGCAAAGAUCUGUUUGGAGAAAUUAUUCCAAAAUAUGUGGAGAGAACAGAGCUCAUGAAAGAUGACAUUAGAGAAGGGAAAGUGACCCUUAGGAUCUUUAAUGUCAAUCCUGAUGAUGACGGGCAGUACCACUGCAUCUUCAAGGAUGGCAAGUUCUAUGAAGAACACAUCACAGAAGUCAAGGUCAUAGCUGGGAGCUCCCGGGUUCAGAUCCUUGUUCAUCCUCCUACUACCAAAGGUGUGAUAGUGGAGUGUCUCUCCAGAGGUUGGUUUCCACAGCCUCACUUGGAAUGGAGAGAUAGCAGAGGAGAGGUCAUUCCAGCUGCAUCAAAGUCCUAUUCACAGGAUAGAGACAAAUUGUUUGAUAUGAAGAUCACACUUGACCUUAGAGACAGCUCCCUCCGGAACAUCACUUGCUGCAUUUGGAACCCUCUAACAGGCAAAGAAGAAAGCACAGGCAUUGUUCUACCAGGCCAUUCCUUUCCCUUCAUCUUAUUUAUCAUCUUAUCUGUUGUAUGA
Phodopus roborovskii (desert hamster) is the source of this 744-nucleotide messenger RNA. Its product is annotated as selection and upkeep of intraepithelial T-cells protein 1-like. Gene Ontology annotation, biological process: T cell receptor signaling pathway; regulation of cytokine production. The transcript is spliced from 4 exons. Gene Ontology annotation, cellular component: external side of plasma membrane. The record is from RefSeq and is a predicted model, not a curated record. Lineage: Eukaryota; Metazoa; Chordata; Mammalia; Rodentia; Cricetidae. Gene Ontology annotation, molecular function: signaling receptor binding. Bases 1 to 744 code for a protein of 247 amino acids.